AUGUGUCACCGAAUUUGGAACAAUUCAGGAAUUAGAAAGGUGAUGAGAGGCACAGAAAUCUGCUAUGUAAGAGCUCUAGUGUGGUUCACAGUGGACCCCAGAGCCCAUAGGUUUAAUAGGGCUUUGCCCAGCCUUCUGGAAGGUCAGAGGUCAACCACCGUCUCAUCUCUCCCCAAGCAGGAGGUGCCCCGGGGCAGGCUCCGGGGUGAGAUCAGCGCUGUGCCCACAGGCAGACCCCAUGCCUUCCUGAACAUGUUCCCACAGCUGGCCUGCCCCUCCCUUUCUGGGGGCACUCCGAGUAACGCCCACACACUGCCUCCCCGGCCAGCUCUGCCCCACCUCGGGCAGCCCGGCAGCUCACCCCGCUCACCCCAGCACCUGGCCGCGGCCUCGGCGCUCGCCUGCUGCUCUCCCGCUCUGCGGCUCCACUCCUGGCGUCCUCAGGCUUCCUCUCAGCCCAACACGGGAGGCAGCCCCCAGGCUUCUGCCUCUAGCCUUGGCUGCUCUCUCUGGCCCUCUGCUCUCGCCAAAGCCUCCCAUCCUCAUGGCUGA
Molecule: messenger RNA, 552 nt
Organism: Rangifer tarandus platyrhynchus (Svalbard reindeer)
Lineage: Eukaryota; Metazoa; Chordata; Mammalia; Artiodactyla; Cervidae
Source: the annotation of a GenBank genome assembly